Messenger RNA from Cynocephalus volans (Philippine flying lemur), 5794 nucleotides. RefSeq names its product transforming growth factor beta receptor 1 (gene TGFBR1). The transcript has 9 exons. Bases 66 to 1577 code for a protein of 503 amino acids. Gene Ontology annotation, cellular component: plasma membrane; activin receptor complex. NCBI's taxonomy places the organism in Eukaryota, Metazoa, Chordata, Mammalia, Dermoptera, Cynocephalidae. The record is from RefSeq and is a predicted model, not a curated record. Gene Ontology annotation, biological process: activin receptor signaling pathway; protein phosphorylation; nervous system development. Gene Ontology annotation, molecular function: ATP binding; activin receptor activity, type I; transforming growth factor beta receptor activity, type I.
GCGAGGCUUGCUGAGGCGAGGCGGCGGCCGGGCCGGGCCGGGCCACAGGCAGUGGCGGCGGGACCAUGCAGGCGGCGGCCGCUGCUCCGCGUCCCCGGCUGCUCCUCGUGCUGGCGGCAGCGGCGGCGACGCUGUUCCCGGGGGCGACGGCAUUACAGUGUUUCUGCCACCUCUGUACAAAAGACAAUUUUACUUGUGUGACAGAUGGCCUUUGCUUUGUCUCUGUCACAGAGACCACAGACAAAGUUAUACACAAUAGCAUGUGUAUAGCUGAAAUUGACUUAAUUCCUCGAGACAGGCCAUUCGUAUGUGCACCCUCUUCAAAAACUGGGUCUGUUACUACAACGUAUUGCUGCAAUCAGGACCAUUGCAAUAAAAUAGAACUCCCAACUACUGGCCCUUUUUCAGUAAAGCCAUCACCUGGCCUUGGUCCCGUUGAACUGGCAGCUGUCAUUGCUGGACCAGUCUGCUUCGUCUGCAUCUCACUCAUGCUGAUGGUCUAUAUCUGCCAUAAUCGCACUGUCAUUCACCAUCGAGUGCCAAAUGAAGAGGAUCCUUCGUUAGAUCGCCCUUUUAUUUCAGAGGGUACUACGUUAAAAGAUUUAAUUUAUGAUAUGACAACAUCGGGUUCUGGAUCAGGUUUACCAUUGCUUGUUCAGAGAACAAUUGCAAGAACUAUUGUGUUACAAGAAAGCAUUGGCAAAGGUCGGUUUGGAGAAGUUUGGCGAGGAAAGUGGAGGGGAGAAGAAGUUGCUGUUAAGAUAUUCUCUUCUAGAGAAGAACGUUCAUGGUUCCGUGAGGCAGAGAUUUAUCAAACCGUAAUGUUACGACAUGAAAACAUCUUGGGAUUUAUAGCAGCAGACAAUAAAGACAAUGGCACAUGGACUCAGCUCUGGUUGGUGUCAGAUUAUCAUGAGCAUGGAUCCCUUUUUGAUUACUUGAACAGAUACACAGUUACUGUGGAAGGAAUGAUAAAACUUGCUCUUUCCACAGCAAGCGGUCUUGCCCAUCUUCACAUGGAGAUUGUUGGUACCCAAGGAAAACCAGCCAUUGCUCAUAGAGAUUUGAAAUCAAAGAAUAUCUUGGUAAAGAAGAAUGGAACUUGCUGUAUUGCAGACUUAGGACUGGCAGUAAGACAUGAUUCGGCCACAGAUACAAUUGAUAUUGCUCCAAACCACAGAGUGGGAACAAAAAGGUACAUGGCCCCUGAAGUUCUAGAUGAUUCCAUAAAUAUGAAACAUUUUGAAUCCUUCAAACGUGCUGACAUCUAUGCAAUGGGCUUAGUAUUCUGGGAAAUCGCUCGACGAUGUUCCAUUGGUGGAAUUCAUGAAGAUUACCAGCUGCCUUAUUAUGAUCUUGUACCUUCUGAUCCAUCAGUUGAAGAAAUGAGAAAAGUUGUUUGUGAACAGAAGUUAAGGCCAAAUAUUCCAAACAGAUGGCAGAGCUGUGAAGCCUUGAGAGUAAUGGCUAAAAUUAUGAGAGAAUGUUGGUAUGCCAAUGGAGCAGCUAGGCUUACGGCUUUGCGGAUUAAGAAAACAUUGUCACAACUCAGUCAACAGGAAGGCAUCAAAAUGUAAUUCUGCGCCUUUGCUUGAACUCUGCUUUUUCUUCACUUUGCUCCUGGGUUUUAAUUUGGGAGGUCAAUUGUUCUACCUCACUGAGAGGGAACAGAAGGAUAUUGCUUCCUUUUGCAACAGUAUAAUAAAGUCAAUUAAAAAUUUCCCAGGAUUUCUUUGGAUCCAGGAAACAGCCAUGUGGGUCCUUUCUGUGCACUAUGAACGCUUCUUUCCCAGGACAGUUACAAAGUGUUAUGUGGUCUACUUUUAUUUUUUAACAAAACUUGUUUUUUUAAAAGAUGAUUGCUGGUCUUAACUUUAGGUAACUGCUGUGCCGAAGAUCACCUUCAAGGGUAAAGGAGCUGGAUUGCUGAUAAUGAAACCUUUCUUAUUUUUAAAGAAGGUGAUUUAUUCCUGGUUGGUACAUUCUCAGAGGAUUCUGAACCACUAAAGAGUUUCCUUGAUUCAGACUUUGAAUGUACUGUUCUAUAAUUUUUCAGGAUCUUUAAACUAACACUUAUAAAACUCUUAUCUUGAGUCUAAAAAUGACCUCAUAUAGUAGUGAGGAACAUAAUUUAUGCAAUCGUAUUUUGUAUACUAUUAUUGUUCUUUCACAUAUUCAGAACAUUACAUGCCUUCAAAAUGGGAUUGUUCUAUACCAGUAAGUGCCACUUCUGUGUCUUUCUAAUGGAAAUGAGUAGAAUUGCUUAAUGUCUGUGUGUUAAAAUCUCUGUUGUUUGAAUUCAAAAAGUUUAUUUAUCUUGGUAACUCAAACUUUUCUGUUUUGGUUUUUCAAGGGGUUUUUGUGGUAUGUCAUUGGAUAUUCCAUUUUGAAAAUGCCUUUUUCCUACCAAAAUGUGCUUAAACCGCUAAAGAAAUGAAGUGACAUUAAUUAGUAAAUUGUCAUCAUGGUCAUGUUCGAAUAUUCUCACAUCAACCUUUUGCAUUUCAAUUGUGUUGUGUAAUUAUACUUUUAAAAAAUCAAGUGGCACUCUAGAUGAUUAUAAUACUUUAAUAAUUUAAAGUUUGUAGCAUACAGACUAAUUUUUCUAAAAGGGAAAGUUUGUCUAGCUGCUUGUGAAAAGUUGUGUGGUAUUCUGUAAGCCAUUUUUUUUCUUUAUUUGAUCAAAGACAGUGUUAUUUUUUUAAGAAAUGAAUUAAUUACAUUUAAAAUUAGAGUAUGGUUACUGUUAAAAUAGUCCUUUUUCUAGAUGGCAAAGGUAGUUAAUAAUUUGAAUAGAUACAGGUUGUGAGAGUCACAAUUGUUAUAUAGGCGUAAAUGUUCGGUGGAUUCUGUCUUUGUAACUAAGGUUAGAGUUAGUGUGGUUUUGAGGUCUCACUACACUUUGAGGAAGGCAGCUUUUAAAUUCAGUCUUUCCUUAUGUGCACAGAUAUUGCAGCUGCUUAAUUUACAUGGUUAUAUAAUGAAUUCAGUGCACCCUUGAUAUUUGGGAGAGGUAGUAGCUAAAGAACAUUCUGACUAUGAGUUCUCCAUUUACAGAUGUUUUUGGUCAAAUUAAAUGUUUAAAGCAAACUUGUCAUGGUCUUCUCACAUUAAGUUGAAACUAGCUUAUAACAACUGGUUUUUACUUCUAGUGCUAUCAAGUAUUUGCAGGGCGUUUACAAUUUCCAAGUCCUUUUUAUCACUGUGAUCUUAUUCUGAGGGGAGAAAAAACUAUCAUAGCUGUGAGACAUGAUUGACUUUAUCAUGCUAUCAAUUCCCGGAUAAAAGGGUCAGAAGGAAGAGAGUGGCCAUUUGCACUGAAUGAGUUGCAUUUUGAUAAUGUCUUAUUUCUUAUACAUAGAAUAAAUUCGAAGGACUAUUUGGUCUUAAAACCAAAGUAAUUUUAGAAUGAAUGACAUAUUACAUAGGAAUUUAGCAUCAAUUUCAUGUGUUUAAAAACAUCAUGGGGAAAGUGUGCUUAGAGAUCAAUAUUUUGACUACAAAUUUGAGUUUUUUCUGUAGUUACCAUAUUUUUAUCAAAGCAUAUGAAUGAGUUUGAGAGGUUUGUUUUUAUAGUUGUGUUCUAAUUACCUGUUUAAUAAUAUCUAGUUCUGUGAUCAGGUACUUUUUUUUUUCUGGCCAUUUCUAAGCCUACCAGAUCUGCUUUAUGAAAUCCAGGGGACCAAUGCAUUUUAUCACUAAGACUAUUUUUAUAUAAUUUUCAGGAAAUACCAAAAGUUGUCUGAUUUAAAGUUGUAAUACAUGAUUUCUCACUUUCAUAUAAGGUAAUCAACUUUUGCUGAAGAUAUUCUUUAUUAAAUCAAAGACUGAGUUAAAAUUUUACUGUUCUUGCUUAAGUGGAUAAAAUGUACUUUUGAUGAAUCAGGGAUUUUUUUUUAAAGUUGGAAUUUAGUUCUAAAUUGAGUUUACAUACUACUGCAGCGAAUUCCUUUUUUGGCUAGGGAUGGUUUGAUUAACAACCCAAUUGGCUAAUAUUGAAAAUGAAAAUAACUUAAAGGAUGAAAUGGAUCAUGAUUACUGUGGCCAUAACUACAGAUAUAUUUGACUAGAGUAAUAAUUUUGUCAUUUAGAAAUUCAAUCCUUUGUUUAUACUUCUUAUCCUAAGAUGCUUAACUUUCAAGAUUGAAGUUGGUUAAAACAUAUCUUCUGGCAAAUUAUUUGUCAACAUUCAUUUUGUCAAUACCCUGAAGGGGUGGGGUGGGAAUGAGAGAAGUGUGAUUAAUGGGACGUAGACAUCUCUGGUCCUUCCUUCAUAUUUUCCAUCCUGCUCUCUUUCUUCCAUCCUGCCUUCCUGCUGGUCCCUGACUCAGAGAUCAUUGCCUCCCCUGCCACUAGCCUUUUGACUGAAGAGAUGCUCUUGAGACCUUCAGUAAAAUGGUUUAUGGAAAUUGAAGCUGCUGUGACUUUUACCGUGGGCAAGGAGUGGGAUGGCAGCAGGGUGGCAGCUGUGUCAGUAGGAGUUGCGCUGGAAGCAGUGGCCAGUUGUAUCCAUAAUAGAUCAGGCUACGGCCUGAAGAGCUGAGCCUGCAAUUCUGCUGUAAUGAUAGUGCUCAAGAAGUGCCUUGAGUCGGUGUACAGUGCCAUGGCCAUCAGGAAUUCUAGAUUUCAGUUCUUGUUACAAAAUGUAAGUGGUCACUUGGCCAUUUUGCAGUCCAUGCAUGAGUUACCUUUUUUAUUUCUCUAUGUCUGAGAACUGUCAGACUGUUUUGUAAAACAAGAUUGCAAGUGCUAAUUAAAACGCACAACAAAAUCAGUAUCCCAUUGGUCAUGUCAUAUCAAAAGUUUAUCCUUGCACUGAAAGAGUGAUUGUAAGUCAACUGUUUCUUUUGUUUGUUGACCGGGGCAGUGUUCUGGCUCCAAAUGGUGGAGAUUCCAAAUAAUGGUUCUGUUACAGCUCGGCAAAAAAAUGCCAAUUCAAAUAUUUUGAGAUCCUAAGGAAUAGCUCUGGACAUGCAGCUUCUUAUGUCUGUUUUGGAAUGCUGGAAUACCCAUGAGCCCUCUCUUUAGGAAUGCUGGACAUUAUGAGGACUGUCAGUACAUUAAACUUUUCAAUCCCAUUAUCUUAUUUGUAAAUGUGAACUUUUAAAAAUAUGAUUAAUAACAUUCAACCUGUUUCUUAAAACUUAAGAACUUCACUGACUUUGUUUUUAUUUUUUAACAAGAUUUGUGAAUUGAAUAUCAUGAACUGUGUUUUGAUAUCCCUUUUUCACAUUGUGCCAAUGGAAUGGGGUGUUUGGUAUUUCUUUAUAUGUCAAGGAGAUGCUUCAAAACGUCAACUGCUUUAAACUUAAAUUACCUCUCAAGAGACCAAGGUACAUUUACCUCAUUGUGUAUAUAAUGUUUAAUAUUUGUCAGAGCAUUCUCCAGGUUUGCAGUUUUAUUUCUAUAAAGUGUGGGUAUUAAAUUACUCAAACGGUACUGUAUUGUUUAUAUUUGUACCCCAAAUAACAUCAUCUAUACUUUCUGUUUUCUGUAUUUUAUUGUAUUUGUGCAAAAUUCUUUUGGCUUUAUCAGUUUAAUCUUUGCCCUUUCAGAUAUGUACAGAAAAUGUCCAUAUAAAUUUUCAUUUAAGUUGAAUGGUUUUGAGAAGCCUGUAAAGAGGAGAGAAGAGCAUAAACUGCGUUUCCCCAUAAGUUUUUUAAAUUGUAUAUUGUAUUUGUAGUAAUAUUCUGAAUGAACUGUAAAUAGGAAAUAGAAGAGUGAUGCUUAUGUUAAGUCCUAAUGCUACAGUAGAAAAAUGGAAGUGAUGAAAAUAAAUUACUUUUUUUCCCAA